AUGAUUGGCCAAGCUACCUUGUUUGUACCUACGGAAAAUGACCCAGUGCGGUAUUAUGGGUCGCCCAAGCCAACGCUCCUCGAGCACCGAAUACUGUCUCGUCCUUGUUCAAUAAUACGACAAUCGACGGUUGACAUGGUGCGUAUACUCAACGGACACGCCCAGCAUGAAGGGAGCGAACGGCAUAGAAUCGUCAUCACCGGUCGAGCGGGGACCGGGAAGAGUGUCCUUCUGAUUCAGUCUGUCCAAUAUUGCCACGCGCAGGAUUGGGUAGUCAUAUACGUGCCUAGAGCUGCCAGCACUGUGAACUCAACGACUCUGCAUACUUAUGACCUCCGGACACAAACAUACGUGCAGCCCAAUUAUGCACAUCAAACCCUCCGGCGUAUUCUCAUUGUGAACAGAUCUCGUCUGGAAUCCAUUCCGACACAGAAAACCCACGCGUUUGAGAAAGUCAAGGUUGAAGCUGGUUCCCCGUUAACCACGCUUAUCGAGGUCGGCCUCGCCGAUAAAGCCAUAGCACCAGCCAUUCUCGACGAGCUCUUCUCCGAGCUAGGGGAGCAAAAGCAACAUCCUGUCUUGUUGGCUGUUGAUGGCUUCCAGGCGCUUUACUGCCGCACCGCCUAUCGAGAUCCUCAUUUCGCGUCCAUCCGUUCUUAUCACCUUUCGAUGCCCCGACUUAUCAUGGAGUACGCAUCAGGCAGGCGAACAUUUGCCAGGGGAGCUGUUGUGGGAGCUAUAAUGUCCACUGACACCCAGUAUCCUCUUUCAGAGGAUCUUCGUCUAGAACUGGACAUCUUCAAUGACCGGGCCUCGAGUCCUUACGACAAGCAGUCCCGUCCUCUCCGAAAGUAUGCUUCGGGUCUUCUUCCAUUACAACUGCCGGACGGCCUUACGCCCACUGAAGCCGCAUCGCUGUUCGAGAUCUGGAUGUCGGAAAAAGCCCUAGCGCCAGCCGCGACUGACGAGCUGUUCCUCGCAAAGUACACAGAAUCAGGUGGUAACCCCAGGGAGUUCAUCUGGAAGGGACUGCUUGGGACCUUGGAAGGCCCACCGUUGGUUAUUGACAAACGUCGACCGUUCGCCCAGAUGACUAUACCGUGA
Messenger RNA from Guyanagaster necrorhizus, 1104 nucleotides. RefSeq lists its product as uncharacterized. Lineage: Eukaryota; Fungi; Basidiomycota; Agaricomycetes; Agaricales; Physalacriaceae. The record is from RefSeq and is a predicted model, not a curated record. Bases 1 to 1104 code for a protein of 367 amino acids. The transcript has 6 exons. Gene Ontology annotation, cellular component: mitochondrial small ribosomal subunit. Gene Ontology annotation, molecular function: structural constituent of ribosome.